UUUCGGAAGCGCGCGAGUUCGGUUCGGUUCGGAUCGGUUCCUCAUCUGGAGGCGUACAGGACAACGACCCACUGUCCAUUCGCAGUCCACUUUGGCGGUCUCAAGAACGGUGAAGGAUUAAUGCUUCAGGAUACAGAUUAGAUCGCUGUCAAAUAACAUUUCGAUCAACGAUGAGUGCUAUUCCCUCCUUGAAGGACCUCCAUGUGUCGAUAUAUUGGAUACGCGAAUGAAUUCAAAGUUCCAUCCUGAGAUCUAAUCAGGGAUUAGUGUUAAUUGAAACAAAUGAAAAAGUAAUUCUCUCCGGAAGGAUUAGUUGGAAUUGGGUGCGCGUGUGUGAUUCGAAUCGGUCAGUGCCCUGCUAGUGUGCAUGUUUGAAAAUGUCCGACUUUGCGUUCAAUAACUCGCUGGCCGAGUUUUUAGUGAUGCCGGGAGAUUCGAACUAUAGUAGCAAUGUGAGCCUUAUUGCAAACCUCGCAGCCGGAGGAAACCUAACGAAAGAAUUCGCACCAUCACCGUUGAGAACACACUUUGUUGUAGUGAUUGCGCUAUCGUACCUUUUUGGAUGUGUCGGAAAUUUCUUAGCAUUAAUCUAUCUUUGGAACAGGAAGAACGUCCGGAAUACCAAACAUUCCUUAAUGCUAAAAUGUUUACUCACAAACGACCUAAUUGGAUUAGCGGGCAUGUUUGUCCAGAUGUACUUGCACCUCUACCUGCCAAAGGAACUCGUCAACAAGAAUAUGCAUCACUUUUGCAUUUUCCGGGUGAUUUGGCGCGUGUUCGGGAUAAGUUCCGGCUGUGUCGCGUUCGUCAUGGCCCUGGAGCGGUACAUUGCACUCACGAAACCGUUCUUCUAUCAUAAGCAUGUGUCCGAUAAAAUGAUAAGGAGAUCGAUAUUUCUACUCUGGGCGGUGGGAGCAUUCUUCACGUUUCUUCCUUUGUUUGGCUUUGGGAUCUACUAUGACGAAGGGAAGCAAACGUGCAUCCGAUAUCGGGACGCCACUGACCCGAAGGACGUCGCCUACGCCUAUCUGUUCUUCGCCGUCGGCAUAAUCCUCUGCACCGGAAUCGUGAUUUGCAAUUUGAGCGUUCGAAGGGUACUCUACCAGUCCCAUCACAAAAUGCGCCGUCAGUUCCGCUCAAUUCAACCAGUGCCGAUGGUGGAACGACCCACGCUCCGGAGCUCGCAGAAAUCGGCCAGCUUCACCGAUUCUUCCGUCUUCCGGAUGGUCGGCGAACCAACGACAGAAGAAAUUCGCUUCGCCAAGCUGAUGACCUUCCUCAGCAUCAGUUUCCUCGCCUGUUGGCUUCCACAAAUGGUUUCGAUUCUCCUAGCCCAACUGUUGACACCCACGGUGCAGGCACGAUUCAACUGGUUCUUCCGCCUGUCAGACAUACUGAUCCUGCUGCACUUCAUGCUCGACCCCUACAUCUACGUGCUGCUGAGACAAAGUGGCCGCAGUGACUUGCGGACCAUGAUCCGGUACGUGUUCAGUCGGAAUCAGUUCAACAUCGUGGAGACGGCGAUCACGCCCAUACAGAAAAUGACCACCAACUCAUCACCUCUGCCCUAAAACGAAACUAACGACCCCAAAAGAAUGAUUCUCACACAAAACCUUCAAAUCUCAAAACAACCCAAUACGCUUGUUUUACCCUUGUCUCCCUUAUCCUAGGUUGGCGUGGCCAGUGCGCAAAGCCCCUUCGAGGGACAAAGGACGAGAAACGGUAACCACGACGGAUACGAGUGACUGAGAAGGGAUGCUUUUCUCUCGUUGGGAGUGUGGGAUGUGUUAGUUUAUUUUGUCUAUCUACCCAAGACACACAAAACACACACACACACACAUACCAUGUACCGUUAACUUCUGCAGGGAAUUUGAAAGCAAACAAAAUUACACAGGAAUUAUUUUGUGAUGUUCCUGCACAACAAUUGCAAUUUUGUCUACCAUUUUGGUCAAAGUUCAAAUUAAGUACGUAACAAACCAAGUUUGGAUGUGAUCAAACGUUGUCGAACAACAUACAUUAUGUUACCAAAAGAGAAAAUAUAUAUAUUAUCCGUUGGAUAUACUUGAA
Ochlerotatus camptorhynchus is the source of this 2067-nucleotide messenger RNA. Its product is annotated as prostaglandin E2 receptor EP4 subtype. Gene Ontology annotation, molecular function: G protein-coupled receptor activity. Gene Ontology annotation, biological process: adenylate cyclase-activating G protein-coupled receptor signaling pathway; positive regulation of cytosolic calcium ion concentration; inflammatory response. Gene Ontology annotation, cellular component: plasma membrane. The record is from RefSeq and is a predicted model, not a curated record. Lineage: Eukaryota; Metazoa; Arthropoda; Insecta; Diptera; Culicidae. Bases 378 to 1571 code for a protein of 397 amino acids. The transcript is spliced from 5 exons.